CCAUCAGAUAUAAACUUAUUGCUCUUCACGCCUCUCUUUACUACAAGCACCAACUCUCUCUCUCUAUUUCCUUACUUCACAGUUACAGAGAGGCAAAGAAACCCAUUUCCAUCCCAGGAAAAAAACAGCAUUUAUAUUUCUUAAGUGAGUGCUUUUACAAACACGAAAAUGAUUAAGUUCUGGGUUCUGUUCUUGGUGGCUGAGGCAACCUGUGUGUUCCUGAUUAUCAAUGCUUCUUCUACUCAUGAUAUGAAUUCCUUCAUCAGUGGCCAUAGUGUGACAGCAAUUACAUCAGUCAGUGAACCGACGGAGGGAAGCAAUACUCGGAGUAAAAUUAACCAGGACCACAUGAACUUGGAGGAUUACCAACCCGUUGAUCCAACUCCAAGGUCAUCAGCUGCGAUAACAUCUGGACCUAUUGAGCAUGGCACUCCUGUCAUGCCUUACAUUCCAAAGCUGACACCUCCAAAUAGUCCACAGCCUGAUGGCUCACCUUUGCUUCCUCCACCAGCUUAAAACUUUCAAUGAAGGAAUUCCACUGUGAAUUGGUUAUUCCAUGUUAAGAUAAUUCUUACUUUUUUAAAUUAAUGAACUUUAUUAAGGUCUAAUGCUCAUUAUG
Pistacia vera is the source of this 619-nucleotide messenger RNA. RefSeq lists its product as uncharacterized. The transcript is spliced from 3 exons. The record is from RefSeq and is a predicted model, not a curated record. Lineage: Eukaryota; Viridiplantae; Streptophyta; Magnoliopsida; Sapindales; Anacardiaceae. The coding region runs from base 169 to 516 and encodes 115 amino acids.